AUGCCUCUCAGACGUUCCAGGUACGCUGCUGCCGCCACCGCCUCCGCCUCCUCCCAUGCAUCUCUUCCGGGCAAUCGCAAGUGGGCCAAGGCUGUGCACAAGGACUGGGAAAUCCUCCAGACCAACCUGCCAGACUCCAUCAGCGUGUGUGUGUAUGAAGACCGCAUGGACCUCCUUCGUGUGGCCAUAGUCGGACCGCCAGACACCCCGUACCACCUCGGGCUCUUUUUCUUUGACAUCUGGCUUCCCCCAGACUACCCUGCUGUACCGCCGUCCGUGCACUACCAUUCAGGAGGCUUGAGAGUGAACCCGAACCUGUACGAGAACGGCAAGGUGUGCCUAUCGCUGCUCAACACAUGGGGAGGCAAGGGCACGGAGGUCUGGAACCCAGGCUCCUCUAUAUUGCAGGUGCUCGUGUCAAUCCAAGGCCUUGUGCUCGUGCCACGGCCGUAUUUCAACGAGGCGGGGUACGAGAGGCAGAGGGGCAGUGCAGAGGGGGAGAGGAACGCUGAUCUUUACAACGAGAGCGCCUUCCUCUUGUCGGCCAAAACCAUGAUCUACUCAAUUCGCAACCCUCCCAAGCACUUUGAACCUUUGGUGGCACUGCACUUCAAACAGCAUGCUGCUGCCAUCCUUGCUCUGUGCGACACAUACGCUCAAGGGACCAAGGUGUGUCCACUCAAGGCUGCAAGCAAGGCAAGCCCAGCUGCUGUCAAAGACACAACAAGUUCAUCUGCUAAGGACACUGCAAGCCGACCCGAUUCUGACAGCACGAGUGGCUCCGAGGGUGUUCAGCAGCAGCAGGAGGGUUCGAUGGGACAGCAGGGAGAGGCUAGGCCUGCUGAUGCGGUGCUAAGCGGUGGUGGAGGUGAUGAUGGGUGUUCGGCUGGAUUCAAGAUAAUGCUGGGGAAGCUGCGUCCGCAGCUGGAAUUAGCCUUGGCACGGGUUUUGAAGGGAAAAUGA
Messenger RNA from Closterium sp. Naga37s-1, 963 nucleotides. Lineage: Eukaryota; Viridiplantae; Streptophyta; Zygnematophyceae; Desmidiales; Closteriaceae. The record is from the annotation of a GenBank genome assembly.